AUGUGCGAUAGUUAUCCCCUACCGAGGACAGAAGAUUUAUUUGCAACUUUGGCCGGUGGACAGAAAUUCACUAAACUGGACUUAGCAUUUGCCUAUCAGCAAUUACUUCUUGACAAAAGUUCCUGUGAAUUAUUGACAGUAAACACCCAUCGAGGUCUUUUUGAACCUAUACGAUUACAAUUUGGAGUACACUCAGCAUCCGGAAUUUUUCAACGAGAAAUUGAGAAGCUGAUUGGCAAUUUACCAUUUACCAAAGUUCGAGUUGAUGACAUUUUAGUCUCAGGACGGUCGGAUGAGGAGCAUUUAAAAAACGUUGAAACGGUUUUACAUAUACUGGAAAAAGCAGGACUAAAAUUGAAAGAAAACAAAUGUGUAUUCAUGUCACCCGAAGUUGAAUAUCUGGGUUUUAAGUUAACAAAGGAUGGAGUGGUACCGCUUGAGGACAAACUUAACGCUAUCAGGAAUGCUCCUGAACCUAAAGACACUACCCAGGUAAAAUCGUUCCUUGGCAUGAUCAACUAUUACCACAGACAUUUACCAAACCUAGCAACGAUCGUAGAGCCACUCCAUAGACUUCUGAGAAAAGGCAUUCUUUGGUUGUGGGGCAUGAAAGAACAGACAGCCUUUGACAGAGCCAAAGCGGAAUUAUGUUCACCUAAAUUGUUGAUGCAUUAUGAUCCAAAAAAGGAGCUAAUCUUGUCUUGCGACGCAUCACCUUAUGGAAUCGGAGCAGUGCUGGCACAUGUCACAUCUGAGGGGAGUGAAAGACCGAUUACUUACAUAUCUAGAACGCUAUCUGCAGCUGAACGAAAUUAUUCUCAAAUUGAGAAAGAAGCAUUAUCUAUUGUAUUUGCCGUAAAGAAGCUGCAUCAGUAUUUAUAUGGGAGAUAUUUUACUCUAGUGACGGAUCACAAGCCUUUGUUGGGUUUAUUGGCUGAGGGAAAACCUAUUCCAGCCAUGACUGCUGCAAGGAUUCAGCGUUGGGCGUUAACCCUUUCUGCUUACAACUAUUGUUUGAAAUACCGUAGCGGGGCUACACAUGGAAAUGCUGACUGCAUGAGCAGGUUGCCGAUUAAAAACACUGAGUCAUCAGUCGCAGAGAAUGUAAUAUUAAUGAUGGAACUAUCCAGCACACCAGUCUCAGCCAAAGAUGUAAAAAUCCAAUCAGCACGAGACCCAAUCAUAAGUCGGGUGUUAGAUGGUGUUCUUAGUGGAUUGCAGCUUCCCAAUGAAACAGGAUUUAAACCUUUUAUAGCGAGAAAAUAUGAGUUAGGAGUCGAAGGAGGAAUUCUGAUGUGGGGAAACUGGGUUGUAAUACCCGCAUCGUUACAGGAGGUGAUAUUGAAAGAGUUGCACAGUGCCCAUCCGGGUGUGGUACGCAUGAAAGCUUUAGCAAGGAGUUACGUGUGGUGGCCUAAUAUGGACAAAUCGAUUGAGGAAACGGUGCGCCGCUGCCGUUUGUGUGAAUUGCAUCAAAGAAGCCCUGAAAGUGCGCCAAUUCAUUAUUGGGAAUAUCCGAGUAAACCCUGGAGUAGAAUACACCUUGAUUAUGCAGGUCCAUUUUUAGGACACAUGUUUUUAAUCGUAUGCGAUGCUUAUUCAAAAUGGAUUGAGGCAAUAGUGAUGAAAAACGUUAAAUCCGAAAACCUUAUCGAGCAAUUGAGGAGUGUAUUUGCGAUUCAUGGGGUUCGUGAGGUAAUAGUUAGUGAUAACGGAACUUCGUUUAGCAGUGCUGCUUUUGCUGAAUUUGUCAAAAGAAAUUCAAUAAGACAUAUUUUCACAGCCCCGUAUCAUCCUUCUUCGAACGGGCAAGCCGAACGUAUGGUGCAAACAUUCAAGGAAGCGAUGAAAAAGUUGACCGCUCAACAAGGCAAUUCUAUUGAAACUACGGUGAAUCGAUUCUUAUUUUCAUACCGAAUCACCCCUCAUUCGACCACCGGAAUAUCACCGGCAGAGCUUUUAAUGAAAAGAAAAUUACGUAGUGCGUUUCAAGGCCUAAAACCGGAUCUUAAUAAUAGUGUGAAAGAAAAGCAAGAAAGAGCUGAAAAGCUCAGUAACAGAAAAGCACACUUAAGGAAAUUCGACUGUGGAGACCAGUUGAUGGCAAAGAAUUUCGGAAAUGGUCCGAAGUGGAUACCGGGACGAAUUAUAAAGCAGAAGGGACCAGUCAAUUUUGAAAUCCUUACCGACGACGUAGUCAUUCAUCGACACAUUGAUCAAAUACGACUGCGAUUUUCCGAUUUACCGGAAUACGAUUCGAAUCCCGUAAUAACAUUUCCGGAACCCACUAACCCUCAACCACCAGUUAAAAAUUUGUCACUAAACCCGUUUUCGCUGCAACCAAAUACGUCUAUCGCGAAGGAACUACCAUCCACGGAGGAAUCGACAGCCAGCAAUGCAGUGCAAAGUUCCACAGAAAGAGACGAGGCUAGCAAACUUCCCUCCGAGAUGGAAUCGAGUUUUGCACCAGUGGAAACACGCAAAUCAGGGCGACUUCGACAGAGGCCAAUACGAUUCCGGGAUGAUGAAUAA
This is a messenger RNA of Hydra vulgaris (swiftwater hydra), 2532 nucleotides long. RefSeq lists its product as uncharacterized. NCBI's taxonomy places the organism in Eukaryota, Metazoa, Cnidaria, Hydrozoa, Anthoathecata, Hydridae. The record is from RefSeq and is a predicted model, not a curated record. Gene Ontology annotation, molecular function: nucleic acid binding. Gene Ontology annotation, biological process: DNA integration.